Molecule: messenger RNA, 1113 nt
Organism: Cinclus cinclus
Lineage: Eukaryota; Metazoa; Chordata; Aves; Passeriformes; Cinclidae
Gene: DNAJC17
Product: DnaJ heat shock protein family (Hsp40) member C17
Exons: 12
Coding region: 14-928 (304 amino acids)
Biological process (GO): spliceosomal complex disassembly
Cellular component (GO): spliceosomal complex
Molecular function (GO): RNA binding
Source: RefSeq, a predicted model, not a curated record
GGGAAGCGCAAAGAUGGCGGUGGAUAAGGAGCUGCUGGAGCGGGAUCUCUACGGGCUCCUGGGGAUCGGCGAGAAGGCGUCCGAGAAGGAGGUGAAGACAGCGUUCCGGCAGAAAGCCCUGACCUGCCACCCGGACAAGAACCCGGACAACCCCCGGGCAGCGGAAAUCUUCCACCAGCUGUCCCAGGCCUUGGCCGUGCUCACAGAUGCAGCAGCCAGGUUUCCCACUGUUGUGCUGGUUCCUUGGCAGGCAGCCUAUGACAGGGUGAGAAGGGCAAAGAAAGAGGCUGCAGCAAGGACACAGAAACUCGAUGAGAAGAGGAAGAAAGUAAAGCUUGAUCUUGAAGCCAGAGAACGGGAAGCUCAGUCCCAGGAGAACGAAGAGGAGGAGAUCAGGAUAACAAGAUCGUUAGAAGAAGAAAUAAUCCGCCUGCGUGAGGAGGGCUCCCGGCAGCUGGAGGAGCAGCAGAGGCUCAUCAGGGAGCAGAUCCGCCUGGAAAGGGAGCAGCACAGACAAGGCAAGCAGGAAAGGAAUGGAGCAGAAGGCAGAAUAACUCCUAAGCUCAAGCUCAGGUGGAAAUGCAGGAAGGAAGAUGAGACAGGAGGGGGAUACUCCAAAGAUGUGCUGCUGAAGAUCCUGCAAAAGUAUGGUGAUGUGCUCAAUUUAUUGAUCUCUAGCAGGAAGACUGGGAGCGCUGUGGUGGAAUUUGCCACGGUGAAGGCAGCUGAGAUGGCUGUGAAGAAUGAAGUUGGCCUGCUAAAUAACCCCCUGAAGAUUUCCUGGCUGGAGGGCCAGCCCCAGAGCCAUCCCAGCACCAUCCUCCCUGACAGCACCAGCCAGCCCAGGACCUCACAGGCAGCCUCUUCCAUCCCAGCAAAUUCCUGGGGUUGGUGGAUGGGACUUGGAAGGAUCCUGGCUGAGGGCUGAUACCAUUGGUGCUUUCUCAGACACUGCUGCUGCCAGUACCCAAAGGCAUCAGUGGUGUCGGAGAGGGACUACGAGAGCCUGGUGAUGAUGAGGAUGCGCCAGGCAGCUGAGAGGCAGCAGCUCAUCGAGCAGCUCCAGCGGGAAGAUGAGGAGGAAAAGUCCCACACUUAGCACGAGAGUGUGGA